AUGGCGAUGCACGCGAAGGCUACCCCGCCGCAGAUCCCGGACACCCGCCGCGAGCUGGCGGACCUGGUGAAGCGGAAACAGGAGCUCGCCGAGACCCUGGUGAACCUGGAGAGGCAGAUUUAUGCAUUUGAGGGCAGCUACCUGGAAGACACCCAGAUGUACGGCAACAUCAUCAGAGGCUGGGAUCGAUACCUCACCAACCAAAAGAAUUCCAACAGUAAGACGGACAGACGGAAUCGAAAGUUUAAGGAAGCGGAGCGUCUGUUCAGCAAGUCGUCUGUCACAUCUGUCGCAGCGGUGUGCGCGCUGGGCGGGAUUCCUGACCACAUGAACGAGAAGCGAGCUGCUGGGGAGGAGAUGCUCCUCAGCGGCUCUGAACGCCUCAUCCUGUCCUCAGGCGAAGCCGGCAGCGGCACCGAGAGCGACACCUCCCCGGAUCUCCAGAACCAGGAGAACGAGCCCAGCCAGGAGGACACGGAGGACGUGGACUCCACCCUGCAGGACCUGAAACCCCAGAAAGCGGCCUCCUCGUCCUCCUCGGGCAGCCACCAUGGGAGCCACAAGAAGAGGAAGAAUAAGAACAGACACAGGUAUUGA
This is a messenger RNA of Menidia menidia (Atlantic silverside), 597 nucleotides long. The record is from the annotation of a GenBank genome assembly. Lineage: Eukaryota; Metazoa; Chordata; Actinopteri; Atheriniformes; Atherinopsidae.